UUGCCCUUUUGUAGAUACUGUGUAAAGACCCUCUCCGAACAUCGCGAAUGGAUCCGUUGUGUCCGUCCAAAUGCGGACGGUAGUCUUUUAGCUAGUUGUUCCAACGACAAAGAGGUUCGUGUCUGGUCCCAAGGAACCAGCCCACGUGAAUGGAAGCCUCAAGCAGUUCUCCAUGGCCAUGAACAUGUGGUUGAGUGCGUUGCUUGGCUCAACACCUCUCCACAGAAUGUCAAGUUAAUUGCUGAGGGCAAUAAGACGGAAAAUGGUGAAUCUCAGCUUCAGGUGCAACAGAUGAAUGGUGUAGAUGACGCUAAUUCAGAUUACGUGCCGAUCAUUCUUGCUUCUGGUGCGAGAGACCGACAAAUAUGUAUUUGGGAUGUCAAAGCCUCCACAUUACUUUUCGUUUUGGCGGGACACGAUAACUGGGUGCGGCAGUUAGUUUUUCACCCGCAUGGUAAGUACCUGCUCUCGGCAUCAGACGACAAGACAGUUCGUGUCUGGGAUCUCAAGAAUCGUCGCUGCUACAAAACUCUGGAGGCUCAUUCGCACUUUAUGUUCACCGAACUGCGCCCUAUGCAAUCACAGGCAGUGUUGAUCAAACCAUCCGAAUUUGGGAGUGUCGUUGAGUAA
Molecule: messenger RNA, 630 nt
Organism: Rodentolepis nana
Lineage: Eukaryota; Metazoa; Platyhelminthes; Cestoda; Cyclophyllidea; Hymenolepididae
Source: the annotation of a GenBank genome assembly